Somion occarium is the source of this 2654-nucleotide messenger RNA. The record is from the annotation of a GenBank genome assembly. NCBI's taxonomy places the organism in Eukaryota, Fungi, Basidiomycota, Agaricomycetes, Polyporales, Cerrenaceae.
UUACUUAUGAAACCGAACGCGAUCGCCGACGGCCUUGCUCUUUUCCUUCAUACCACAGUGGCCACACGUGCACCUCGUCGACAAUAACGGCGAGUACGACUCUGGGAUCGACGAGUAGAAAGACCAUCGUGAGAAGUUAUUAGAAAGGACUAAAAGUCGCCGGUAAGUAGAUGUAUGGGCACCCGACUUCUGCAUUCACGUUGACGAAACAGGCCACACACAUGAUCGCAGAAAUAUUUCUCAUCCUUGCCGGGCACUCUUCCUCCCUCUUUCCCUCGGGACACGCUGUCCAUCCUGCUUUUGUGCCUUUGCUUCAUCCAGGAGAGAAACAAUGCCUCGAAUCUCUAGGAGCGAUCGCAUACAAGUACCGUAAGAUCAAGACUGCGACCACGACUCUUGCUCGAUCCCCCUCUCGCUACAUAGCAGCUCUUUGUGCCCGACUGAACACUAUACUCAAAGAUGAAUACGAAAAUCUUGUUAUUGAUACUGAGGCUAAAGUCCUACGACGCGAUUCCAGCUUAGUCGGUGCAGGGUCUUUCGUACCUUUAGCAUCCAUUCGUGCAAUAUUUGCAGAAUGGGAUGCGCCUUUGGUGGCUUUGGAGUCUCUAGUUGUAGAACUUGAAGAUGAAAAGUAUAGGAAGCCCGGUCCUCUUAUUGACACGCUUUUGACGCGUUCGCAUACUGGCGUACACCGUGUCUCAACUAUCUAUGCCCGCCUUUGUGAGGCCGUACAACGUGUGUGGAUAACACAACUACAAGCCUACGUGAUACAUGGAUCAUUGGACCCUUCGGAUCCUAUUGCGUCGAAGGAAUACAUAUUGUUGGAAGGUGCGAUGCCGAGUUGUGUGUCAUUGCAAAGCAGGAACUCGAUAGCAUAUGUCGGAAGGGCCAUUGCUACGGUCAAAUCUGCCAAAUGGGAGAAACAGUUCCCUCGAAGCGUCGCUAUUGAACAUACCAGGUUACUCGAUAGCGUACUUCCGCAGGACCAAUACGAGUUUGACAGGAUCAUAGCAGAGAUUCGUGUGACUGUGAGCGAAUGGCUAUGGUUGAAUGUCCUUACUCAAAACGAUGUUGAAGAUGCUGUUGAUUCAUUAGCCAACUACUUCCUAUUACGAAAUGGCGAGUUUGCCCUCUCCCUGAUACGGGAACUCGAACGCCUCAAGAUUUCAAGACUAACUGGACGUUCUGGUCCUAGUUCCAUGAUUCGUGAACAAGAUUUGCAGCUUGCUCUCCUACGUUCUUCUCUUGGGACCUCCGCUCAACGUGAUGCAUCUCUCUCUCGCCUUCGAUUCACCCUUCCAUCUGGGCCGCUUCGACCCUUGUUACCCUCUCUUGCGAAUACCCACACUGUGAAAGACCUCUCCACCUCCCUCGCUGGAGGAACCGAACCUACAUCGUUUGAUGAUCUCCUUCUCGGCACUCCUUUGGUCCUCAAUUACACCGUUUCUUGGCCAUUGGAUCUUUUCCUGCAGUCAUCAGACCUGCAAAUCUAUGCCGCACUAUUUGCGUACUUGUCGGCCCUUCGCAAGACGCAUACGCGUAUACAUGUCUGUUGGGCCGGUUUAUCCAAUGCUCAGCGUGCUCGUAGACGUUGGACGGGUCUUGGGGAAGGCGGUACGGUGGAGGACCUAAAUGCUAGAAAAGAGUUGUUGCGUUAUGGAUGGGGUCUAGUGAGGGAAAUGAGCUGGUUUCUGGAUACGCUGCUGGGCUAUGUGAUGACCGAUGUGGUGGAUGUCGAGUUCAUGCGAAUGAAACGACAACUACUUCCAAAAACCAUCCCCCCUCUCAGUAGGCAGGUCACUGGGGUACAAUCGCCUGUAGAUGGGUCAACGUCACAUCCCCUUACGUCACAUUCGUCGUCCAUCUUACCUCCGUCCCACAGUACAACUUCCUCCGCCGGUGUUUCAAAUGCACAUCUGGAUUUUUCCACCCUUCGAACUAUUCACACCACAUACCUCGAAAGACUUCUGACUGGAAGUCUACUAUCCAACAACGCACUCACUGCUAUCGUCCGCCUGAUAUUGGAAGUAUGCGAGCAAUUCGUGGCCCAAGUCGAAAGGUGGGGUGGUGAUAUUCUGCCUGCCCUUCUCUUCGAGGGUAGCCUCGCCGCAGAUGACAAGGUUGGUGAGAUGGUUGAAGAGCGGCGAGGUGUAGUUGCAGAGAUCAAUGAGUCAUUCAAUACGCUCCUAGAAUCCUUCUACGAGCAGCUUGCUCUUUCCACGACCCAGCAGCCGUUCUCUGCCGCAGCAGAUGCUUCGAAAUCUAUGGUAUACAAUAUGAGUACGGCCAGUGCCUCGGGUUUCCAUACAUUCAUUCGUCCAAAACGUGGUAAACGCCUGGAAGGUGAUGAAGAGGUAAGAAGACAUGUGGAACGCCUGCUGCUUCGCUUGGAUUUCAACGGGGAGUUUUCGAAGCAUAGGAUAUCCAGAAAUUCAAGGUCAAAAGAUGCUGGAGAGGAAAUUUUGAAGGAAGUUGGAUUGGCAUAGAUUUAUGUAUUUUUUCCCCAUCGUUGUAUAUACCGCAGAGUCAGAUAGACUAUGUUGCUAUGUUAUGUCGCUUGCAGUGAAGGAUAUGUUUUAUGUUGUGGAUGUAGAUCGGAUUGACGGAAUACGAUAAUCUAGGCAAUCGGGCGAUAAUCGUUUUGGCGUCGGCAC